AUGCCAUUCAAUACCAACGCGACAUUCUUGAGCCAUCUGAAAUCUAUAUAUCCAUCUACCGGGAUUGGGAAUGCAAGCAAUCCUUGGUACAUUGUAGCCGCCGUUGCGUUCAGCGCCAGUAACGAACCUCAAGCUGUGCCAGAAGUCUUCAAUUAUUCAUUAGCAGAAGCUGGACAAGAACACGAGGAACGAUUGCUUUUGGCCCGCAAAUUCCGUGAUGCUUUGUUCAAGGCCGGAUUGACCAGCGGGUACUCAAAAACAAUUAAUAGUUUGGCUGCACUUCACGAGGUGAUGCCUCCAGAAUUGCGCGACACAACGAUGUUGAGAGACAAAACGACCUCCAUUCAAGACCACGAACGAAAUGGUCGCACAUUCUUUCGAGAAACAUAUGGUGAUACUGCCGAUUCCGUUCAAACACUCUUGGACACUAUCUAUCCGGACAUGGGAUAUUUCUCAAAUACAAUCGGUUAUGGUUAUACCUAUGGUUUCACAGACAUCCUCUCGCCUCUCGAAACAUCCUACGUCCUCGUUGCAUCCUUAAUUGCCAGCGACACUCCCCGCCAGAUCAACUGGCAUCUAGACGGUGCACGCAGAAAUGGUGCCACACUCGAGGAAGUUAAAGCUGUGCGACAAAUUGCGAUCGAGGCUGCUUCUGCUGCUGGUGUAAAAUGGAAGGAUGUUGUACCAGAAGUCAAAGAUAGCUAA
Molecule: messenger RNA, 705 nt
Organism: Lentinula edodes (shiitake mushroom)
Lineage: Eukaryota; Fungi; Basidiomycota; Agaricomycetes; Agaricales; Omphalotaceae
Product: AhpD-like protein
Exons: 5
Coding region: 1-705 (234 amino acids)
Source: RefSeq, a predicted model, not a curated record